GCGCUCCAGCGCUCUAACUUGGAGGCGCUCCCGUGUCCCACGCUUUGGGUUGCCGUGCCUGCACAGGCUGUCGUUACCGAUGGAUCAGAAGCCGCUGCGUCUCUUGGCAUGUGGAGAUGUUGAAGGAAAGUUUGAUGUUUUAUUCAGUAGAGUUCGAACAAUUCAGAAGAAAAGUGGAAACUUUGACCUGCUGUUGUGUGUAGGAAAUUUUUUUGGCUCUCUCCAAAAUGCUGAGUGGGAGGAGUACAAGACUGGCAACAAGAGAGCUCCUAUUCAGACAUAUGUGCUUGGCGCCAAUAACCAGGAAACAAUAAAAUAUUUCCAGGAUGCUGAUGGCUGUGAAUUAGCUGAAAACAUUACUUACCUGGGUCGAAAAGGAGUCUUCACUGGAAGCUCAGGGCUACAGAUUGCAUACAUCAGUGGCAUAGAGUCCUUAGAGGAACCAGUCCCAGGUUACAGUUUUAGUCCCAAGGAUGUGUCUUCCCUGACAACAAUGCUGUGCUCAGCAUCCCAGUUCAAGGGUGUUGAUAUCUUGCUCACGUCCCCAUGGCCCAAGUAUGUGGGGAGCUUCGGGAAUUCCUCUGGAGAAGUAGACACCAAGAAAUGUGGGUCUGCUUUGGUCUCCAAUCUUGCCUUAAGCUUGAAACCGAGGUAUCAUUUUGCUGCUUUGGAAAAGUCGUAUUACGAGAGACUUCCGUACAGAAACCAUGUUGUUUUACAAGAAAGUGCACAGCAUGCCACUCGCUUCAUAGCGCUGGCCAGUGUUGGGAAUCCGGAAAAGAAAAAGUAUCUUUAUGCAUUCAGUAUUGUUCCCAUGAAGCUGAUGGCUGUAGCAGAACUGGUAAAACAGCCUCCAGAUGUCACUGAGAAUCCUUACCGAGACUCUGGAAAGGAAGCAGCUGUAGGAAAACAAAUUCCUACCCCUCAGGAAGAAUCAACCUGUCAGUUCUUCUUCGAUUUGAAUGACAAGCAGGGACGGAAACGGUCAUCCACAGGCAGGGAUAACAAGCCUCCUCAUGCUAAGCAGCCUCGAAAGCCUCCUCAGCCUCCAGGACCUUGUUGGUUUUGCCUUGCCAGCCCUGAAGUGGAAAAGCAUUUGGUGGUCAACAUUGGCACACAUUGCUACCUCGCCCUGGCCAAAGGAGGCUUAUCUGAUGACCAUGUGCUCAUCCUGCCCAUUGGACACUACCAGUCAGUGGUGGAGCUUUCGGCAGAGGUUGUGGAAGAAGUGGAGAAGUAUAAAGCUACUCUGAAACGCUUCUUUAAGAGUCGAGGGAAGCGCUGGGUUCUAUUUGAAAGAAAUUAUAGGAGCCAUCACCUCCAGCUUCAGGUCAUUCCUGUGCCCCUCAGCUGCUGUGUUACAGAUGACAUUAAGGAUGCCUUCAUUACCCAGGCACAGGAGCAACAAAUAAUGCUGCUGGAAAUUCCAGAGCACUCAGACAUCAAACAGAUUGCACAGCCGGGAGCACCGUAUUUUUAUGUUGAACUGGACACAGGAGAAAAGCUUUUCUACAGAAUUAAAAAAAAUUUUCCUUUGCAAUUUGGGAGGGAGGUGCUGGCCAGUGAAGCCAUUCUCAACAUACCCCACAAGGCUGACUGGAGGCAGUGUCAAAUCAGUAAGGAGGAGGAGGAGGUCCUGGCUCGCCGCUUCCGGAAAGACUUUGAACCCUUUGACUUCACUCUGGAUGACUAGCCAAAGGGAAGGACACACCAGAGAUUGUUCCAGCCUAUUCUUAAAGUGAAACUGCCAUCUCCAUGGGGAAUGCCUCCCUUCUUCUCUUCCAUAUAUAUUCAUGGAGUCCGCCUAUAGCAAGAGGCCUAGAAUUGACUUUUUUAAAAAAGUUAUUCUAACAUAAAAUUAUAUGUUAAAAGAAUGUCUGCUACAUAUUUCUAAGAACAGCUGUGUUUGUCCACAUCUUCACAGACUUCUUUGAGAUUGGGUGUGGUAGCUCAUGCCUGCGACCUCAGAAAUUAAGGAUUCAUGGCAGGAGAAUUGUGAAUUCAAGACUAUUCUGGUUUGCAUAGUGCGUUCCAGGCUAGUCUGGGCAUUGGUGUGAGACCCAUCUCAUCCCUCUCCCCUCCCAAAAAGCACAAAAAUAAUGUUUCCCAAAUCUUGUAAAUGGUAAAAAUGUAAUGCUUUUGUAAAGUCAA
This is a messenger RNA of Meriones unguiculatus (Mongolian gerbil), 2151 nucleotides long. It is a transcript of the gene Cwf19l1, whose product is annotated as CWF19 like cell cycle control factor 1. Bases 80 to 1693 code for a protein of 537 amino acids. The transcript is spliced from 14 exons. Gene Ontology annotation, molecular function: RNA lariat debranching enzyme activator activity. NCBI's taxonomy places the organism in Eukaryota, Metazoa, Chordata, Mammalia, Rodentia, Muridae. Gene Ontology annotation, cellular component: post-mRNA release spliceosomal complex. Gene Ontology annotation, biological process: mRNA splicing, via spliceosome. The record is from RefSeq and is a predicted model, not a curated record.